CUGAAUAGGGUUGCCAGAUAUCACUUUGUUUUGAUUGACAAUGAAGCCUUUAUUCGCUCUGCUAAUAAAUUAAACAUGAUGUCGAGCACACAAGCCAUAGAUGACCCAUCACACAAGCCACUCAUACAAAUAAUCGACCCAGUUGAUCCUGAAGAAUGUGCAACAGUUAAUGUGGAAGAAGAUGACAGUGGCAACAUUCAGAACAAGACUACUACAUCUCCCUGCCUAAUGUGUGGUUCAUCAGAUGGCAGCAUUAGUGCAUUUGCAAGGAUUGGCAUCAAUGGAGAUGACACAGAACCCCUUAUUAGUGUACUAAGUUCAAUUUUGAACAAGGCUGUGGUUGACAUUCCCCUACACACUGAAGUCGUGUGUACAAAAUGUUUUAAAAAGUUUGAAGCCAUUCUCAAAUUACAAAACAAGCUUGUGGAAAUCUGUCGAGAUGUCAUCCAUUCCUUCAACAAGGCAGUGACGAAGUUUGUGAAAACGGUCAGUUUAAAAACAGAAGACAGUUUUGCCAUACCCAUUAUAGGUGACAUCAAUGCAGAGAAAAGAGAGUGUGGUAUUGUUGGUAAAGCUCUGUCCUUGGCCAACACAAAGAAAUCAGAAAAGAAGCAGGACACUAAAAAUGAGAGAAAGUAUAAGUGUAAGGUCUGUGAUAAAUCUUUCAUAGCUUAUAGCCACAGAGUGGAACACAUGCUUACUCACACAAAAGAAAAAGAAUUUAAAUGUGAAAUCUGUGGCAUUCAUAUGAGUACCAGAUCCAACCUUACUAGACAUAAACAACAACACACUAAAGAAUGUAUUUGUAGCAUAUGCAAUAGGAAACUGUGUAGUAAAACUUCACUGAAAGACCAUAUGAAAAUCCAUAAUAAUGACAAGCCACAUCAUUGUCAGUAUUGUGGGAAAAGUUUUACCAGGUUUCAACAUAGGCGUGUACAUGAGAAACUACACAAAGUUGAAGAAUUGGGUGCUUUUCAGUGCAAUGUUUGUGAGAAACGUUUUGUGGUACGGUCCAGGUUGGCCAGGCACAUGUUAAUUCAUAAUAAAGAGAAACAGUUUGUAUGUCAAUUGUGCAAUAAAAGAUUUGCAAGGAAAGAUGACCUGAAAAAUCAUGAACGUAGUCAUACUGGUGAAAGGCCCUACAUUUGUAAAGAGUGUGGCAAAACCUUCAGAUAUAUAUCCAACUGUAGACACCAUAUGAAGAUACACAUGAAGGAAUCUAAUGGUCAUAGAUGCACUCACUGUAAUAUGUCUUUCCCAUCAGAAGCAAAAUACGAAUAUCAUCUAAAAACUCGCAACCACAAAAAGAAGGUGUCAGAAUCAGAAUUUGGCUCAACAGACUACAUGCACUGUAAUACUUGCAACACCACCUUUAUUUCUACAGAUUUUAUGAAACACAAGGCAACAUGUUCAGUAAAGACCCUGAAACAAGAAACAUCUGAAGAACAGCUGUAUUGUAGAAUAUGCUGCCUGACGUUCGAUCACCUUGAAAAGCUAACAGAACAUUCUCUCCACGCUCACCACAUGGAGGGGAAUGCUCUCUCACAGGUUAAUGAUACUGGUAUUAUUAUUUCUCCAGUAGAUGGAGGGGAAGAGUUAGUGAGUCUAACACCUCUGACUGUGACAGAAGGUGUCAACAUGGUUGUGGCAGUAGACCCAAGCAAUAGAACGUUGGAGAUUCCUGUGGUCCAAGCAGAGUCUGGUGCAACAUCUCUCCUGCCCACUUCAACCCUUAUAAGUGAAACCAGCACAGUUCUUACUGAGUGUUUAGGAAAUGGGACUACAAAUCUUGUAUCAAAUGCAGGGGUAACAAGUGGAGAACUAACAGAGAUUGCAAGUGAAUCUGGAAUAGUAAGUGGUGAAGUAGUUGGUCAAGCUACAAUUGAGCAUACUAUUAAUGCCGAUGAUACAGUCACCAUUUUAAACCCUAGUACAAUUUUCAAGAUCAGUGACUGGGGUAUACAUUAGCUUAUAUUAAGAUGAAGACAAUAGGAUUUUCAGGUUAAAUGAUAAUCCACAAAAUAUGGCUACCAUUAGAGCUCAAUCUGGAAUUCGUAAGGAUUUGGCCUUUGCACCAGUUUAGUGAAUUCUGUAUUCUCCUUAUUGUUUGAUAUAUGAUAUUCAUUCAUUUUUCAUAAUUUUCCUAGUCUACAUUUACUUUGCUUGGCACAUCUGCAUAGGUACUCCAAUAUUGUGAUUUUUCUAUACUUAUAAUGUAAUUUCUUAUAUAUAGCUAUUCAAAUGAAACCAAAGCUUUAUCUAUGGAAAUGAAGUUUAUUGAGUUCAACAUUUUCUAAAAUUUUGAUUCUCUUUCCUACCUGGUACAAAAUUGUUUUGUAGAACCUCUCCCAGCCUACAUAUUGUUUUGAAAUCACCUUUUCCAGAUAAUGAAUCUAUGUUACCCUACUGCUCUUAGUUAAACCUUGCAGAAAAUCUCGUGAAACAAUCAGUUUAUAAAGAUUUGCAAUUACUAUGCUGUGCCAUCUUGAAAAUAGUGCAUGCUUAACCCGAAUAUAUCAGGAGGGCAUGUAUACAUGACCUGUCCACUUUUAUUUUAGUUUGGUUUAUUUUUUUAUCACAUAUUCACCUUCAGAAGUGCUUAGUCGUCAUUGAGUCAGUUACUAGGACAACCGAAUCUCAUCUGUUGAACCCAUUCCUGGAAAUUUUUGGAAAGAAAACUCUUUAUAUUUGCUAUUUUUGUUAUUUGUAAUAGUGUUAUGAUAACAGUAGUGUUCAUAAUAGUGAAAUUAAUAAUGAAACAAUGGUAGUAAAAAUAAAAACAUUGUUUCAGAAAAUUCAUGGAAUGGGAUGAACAGGUGAAGUCAGGUAUGACUAGUACUGGACUCCUUGGAAAAUCAUUUUUGUUUAAACAAAAAUAAUGAAACAAACCUAUAGUGGACACUGCAUAUACCUAGUACCAGUAGGCUAAACAAGUGACUCCAUCCUACCCCCAUGUUUGUAAAUAUGUGAUUUUUCAGGAUGUCUUGUCUCUCCCUUCUUAAUGAAAAUGCAAAGUGAUCCAGUGUAAUUUUUACUGCAACUCAGGGUGAUCAAAAGUUUUCAAAAUAGCAGGCUACCUAGGUCCAAGGGGGGGCCAGGAAACUGAAAAAUGCAACCCCUCGGAUGCAUUUUCUGUGCAUCUGAAAACAGUAUUUUUGAAUGAUGCGUAAAAGUAAAAGUACCCGGCGAUUGAAAGGCCGACAGAUGGCGAAUUUUCGAUGGGUGCCUGCUACUUUUGAUCACCUUGCAACUUUGUUACCACAUAGUUUUCCUUUUGAUGAUACUCAUUUGCUAGGUUUUUAAUAUUCUGAUAUUUUAUUGUGUUUUUUUCACUUAUCAAAGCAUAGUAACAUGCAACUAAAUUUAGGCAUUUUAUUUUAUUCUGUUGCAAUAGAUGUUCAUAUAUUCUUUAUAAAUCCAAAACUUUCAUGUUACUCGAUUUUUGUUUUAGUGUUACUUUAUGUUAAAUGUUUUAAAGACCAUUUAGAUAUUUUCAUUAGUAUUCUCCUUUGGCAGCUUAAAAGGCUAAGUCAUGAUUCUUGAUGUGCAGCUAUUCUGUAGGUACAUUAAAGGAUUUACUCUUUUCCCUAUUGAGUAACGCUCAAGAACAUAUAUCAAGCAUUUUUAUUUUUGCUAGGAUUAAACUAGUGAUAAGGACCAAGUUCUCUUUUUGGGGAUGUUAUUUUUUUGGGCUGAAUUCAAAUCCUCAGGUUUUUACAUACAUUGUGUAGUUAUCAGACAUUGAUGCCAAAAGUUCAUUUACUUACAAAAAUUGAUAGUAAAAGGAACUACUGAAGAAGGCAUUUUAAAGUUUUUUAGCUUUAUUUAUCAUGUUGGAAUGCAGGUCUUGAUAAAGUUUUGAAACAACAGUCAAGCAUUUUGCAUGUUAUAUUAUGAGGUGUUAUAUUAUAUCCUUUCAAGUGGUUAUACCCUACACCUUUUAAGGGGAAAGUACACAUAAAUGAUCCAUUUCAGUAGCUAUUCUCCAUAAGUCAAAGGAUGGUGUGUCAAAUAUUUCAAUGAUGCAGAAUAUUAUAAUACACCUUUUCCACCAGUUUAAUUGAAAUUUGUGGAUUUUUUAUCCCAAAAAUGGAUUGUGAUUGUGUAAUUCUUCCUUAACUCAAAAAAGGUAAAUAGGAGUGUGUGAAUGCAUGUGUAGGUUCAUAUAUUUAUCUAUUUAUUUGAUUUCAGGUUUAUUUGAGUGAAAGGUGAUAUAAUUCUAAGUGGAAACUGUAUGUUUAAUCUGUUAUGUGCCUUAGCUUGUCAGUAAGACAGCACCUCUUGACCAGUGGGAUGUAAUUUCUAAGGAUCUGAUACUCAGAAUAAAUGUGAGGAAUUUAUCACUCAGAAAGUGUAAGGA
Messenger RNA from Penaeus vannamei (Pacific white shrimp), 4360 nucleotides. RefSeq names its product zinc finger protein 226. The record is from RefSeq and is a predicted model, not a curated record. Lineage: Eukaryota; Metazoa; Arthropoda; Malacostraca; Decapoda; Penaeidae. Gene Ontology annotation, molecular function: nucleic acid binding; zinc ion binding.